This is a messenger RNA of Penicillium maclennaniae, 552 nucleotides long. Its product is annotated as HIT family protein. The coding region runs from base 1 to 552 and encodes 183 amino acids. NCBI's taxonomy places the organism in Eukaryota, Fungi, Ascomycota, Eurotiomycetes, Eurotiales, Aspergillaceae. The transcript is spliced from 3 exons. Gene Ontology annotation, molecular function: catalytic activity. Gene Ontology annotation, biological process: nucleotide metabolic process. The record is from RefSeq and is a predicted model, not a curated record.
AUGUCAUCUGAAAGAUGCCCCUUCUGCAAGAUCGGGAAAACCAACCCAUCCGGCCCCUUCACCGAGCCGGAGUCUAGACCUGUCUUUCCAGAAGCAGGUACUGAGACAACGGCGCAUAUGAUUCUGUCAACCGACCAUGUCCUUGCAUUCUUGGAUAUCAUGCCUCUCACACGUGGUCAUGUACUUGUGGCUCCUAGACAGCACUAUGAGAUGCUAGGCGAUAUGGGUGUUGAGGCGGGACAGGAGAUAGGCAAAUGGCUUCCUAUCAUUUCACGAGUCGUGACCAAGACCGUGUUUGGCGACGACCCGGACAGACAUUGGAAUGUUGUACAGAAUAAUGGUGUCCGUGCUGCCCAAGUGGUCCCUCACGUCCACUUUCAUAUUAUUCCCCGCCCUUCUACAUAUGCUGCGAGGCCAGGUUUCGCCAUGUUCGGCAAAGGACAGCGAGAGGAGCUUGAUGACGAGGAAGGUGCGGCGUUGGUGCAGGCUAUGAGAGCCGAGCUGGCGCUGGAGGUUCAGCGCAUUAAGGAGAACGAGGGGGGUAGAUCUUAG